Molecule: messenger RNA, 5664 nt
Organism: Symbiodinium pilosum
Lineage: Eukaryota; Dinophyceae; Suessiales; Symbiodiniaceae
Source: the annotation of a GenBank genome assembly
AUGCCUGAGCCGGGAGAAGCCCAAGAGCUCGAGCCUUCGGGCUGGGCCGAGCUCUUUGUCGUGCGCAACGAAGGCCCGGACUUCAACUAUCCUCUUGUUGUCGCUCGCCGACGGGCGGCGGAAGGGGAGCCUGAGUGGAUUGCAGGUGCGCUCAUUGGGGAGGCGGACGGUGGAGCCGUGAUAGUUGCUUUUCCCGGAGCUGCCUGGAAUCGACAAGCCGAUCGCAGGCGCCUGCCGACGGGCGCGUUGCAAUACCCAAAGUCUUAUCAAGUUGCUGUGGUCGCUCCCGAGAAUCGAGAGGAGAAGAUCGAGGACGUCACUGCAAAGGUUUGGAUUUUUAAGCUGGCUUCUGAUUGGCCCUUGUUCCUUGAGCUCAGGGCUGCUGGAGACGGCGACUACGAGAUCACCAGCCCCUUUGGCAAGGACAUCGGGGAAGGCCUGGAGGAUUCGGCGCCGUACGCCCCUGACUUGCAGGCCGUUGCUGAGGAGCGCUACGCUUGCCAGAGCGCCGUUGAUCUGCCUGAAUCUGUGGCGCCGGCCCCUCCUGGCUCUGACGCUGGCGGUGCGGAUUUGACCUCCAGAGUGGCGAGCUUGGAGUCAUGCCUCGGGGCCGUCAAGGCAAGCUUGGACGACAUUGCAGCGAGGCUCCCGGCCCAAGCUUCAGGGGUGUCCGCGGCCGAAACGGCUGUCCCAAAGCGGCCGUCUGCACUUCGGCCACCCAAGCCUCGAACGGAACAGGAGAAGCCUCCUGCCUUAGAUGGUUUGGACCCAGCGGUGGUGCAGGCCGCACGUACCGCGGGGAUACCCGAGGACCACUUGAAGGAGAUGGCGGCGCUGGUGGGCAAGAACCGACCCAGGACCACCGAGCGCAGCCGAGAUGUGCGGCCAACGCCUCGGAAGAAGCAAGACCCUAUCCUCGACGAGACCGAGCAGGAAGACGAGACGGAAGCGGAGCAGCCAGCCGGGGCGGGCAUGGAUCAGUUGGCCGUGGCCAUUACCAAGCUCACUUCGAUUGACAAGCCGAGGGAGCUGUCCGACGGCAUUCUGGCCAGGAUGGCAGAAGAUUUUGGCUUGCGUCGAGCUGUGCCGGGAGGCGACCGAGACGAGGUGUUGGCUCGGGCCCUUGUGGGGCUCGCUGCCAUAGAGCAGCUUUCUCUGGACAAAGGAAGCUGGACCCUGGCCGAGCCGAUGCUACUCGAGGAGCCAGCCCCUAUGGCGAGUUUUUUCGGGAGGCAGCUCCUCACAGGCAGCGAGUUGCCCUUUACGAGGCUCUUCGACAGCCGGGCCGUGGACGCUCUCGUGAGCCAGGUCAAGGACAUCGACGACUACCUCGAGCGCCGCAAGAAGCUUGGCAAGCGGGGGGCGGGGCAGACGGCGCAAGCCGACGAAGACGGAGACGAGGGCGAGAAACCAAAAACGCCUGCCAAGGGCAAAGGCAGCGGCAAACUGGUGGGGUGGUUACUUGGAGAGGCCGCCCCUUUUGCAAGUUUUUUCCGUGGCUUGGUUUCGAUAGCGCCUGCGCGGGGAGCUCCCGCGACCGCCUCUGCGUUCCCCAUGCCUUUGCCUUACCCUAAGCUCUACAAGAGGAGAGCUAGAGGACGGGCCUCUCGAACUCGCCGGGCUGAGCAGCAAGCAGUCAACCUUGUGGUGGCCAUGUUGUCUUGGCUUUCUUUGGGAUCCCCGGCGCAUUGCCCUGGCUGGCUGGCAGCUGGGACGCCGUUGACUGGAGAGCAGCGAGGGGUAGCCCGGCGCUUGGAAGCAGUUGUGCGAGUUAUCGCCCGCCACCCACCGGUGAAAUUUGAAGAUAUGGGCCGAGCUGCGGCCCGCGUGGAGACGCUAGAAGGCAGCCUCCACUGCCUUUCGGACAUUGCGGCGAAGUUUGGUUUGCUGCGCGAUAGCUAUGGCAGGCAGGCAGCUGACUUGGACGGCGCGCGGUCUGGAAGCCCUUUGCCCGGCACUUCUUCGUCAGAGCAGCUCCCUGGGGAGACUGCUUCUUUGGGUCGGGGGCGACCGGACUUGAUGCCGGAAGUUGCUGAAGCCUAUGCAGCCGGGCCUGACGCUGAGUUCUUGCAAGGACUCUUCCUAUCGGGCGAGACCGAGUUUGUGGCAAAGGAUUUGGAGGCGCACCGCUUGAAGUUGACCGGGCGACCUAGCUUCAACCCUUUGCCGCACCUUGACUUAGAAGCCGCAGCUCACUACGAGAACCCCUUUGCUUUCAUGAAGGAUCCUUCGGAGGUCUCGGAGAAGCUUCCUCGGCCGAGAUUCAGAGCGAGCCGUGAAGAAAAGCUGAAAGUUCUGGACCUCCUGGACAAGACGGGCAGGCUUACUUUUCAUCCUGCUCGGGAUGUUCUUCCUGCUUAUACCAAUGGCCUCUUUGGCCUAGUGAAGAACGUCUUGACGGGACCGUUACCCGAAGCCGUAGCCAGAGCCUAUACUGGGUUCGAGGGCGUCGAGCCUGGGCAUGGUCGCUACUACGCGGCCUUGAGCACCCUUGCGAUGGGAGACCGGAGCGCUGUCAGCUAUGGUCAAACGUCGCACGUGGCGCUCCUGCUGAAGACCGGCUUGGUCUCCAUGUCAGAACUGUUGAGUCUUGAUAACAGACCUUCGCGGGGCAGCUUUUUGACCGGGAUUUGCAUCGACGACUUGGUGACCAUCGAGAAGACCACGGCUUGCAGACCCACAACCGUUGCCGGGAGCGAGGGCGUUGUCAAGUCAGACCGUAGCAGUCAACAGACCCUCGAGAAGACAACGGCUUGCAGACCCACAACCGAGCUGGAGAGCGAGGGCCUUUCAGAAUCUAGUUGUGUCAGAAGCUCGGACGUCUUGAAGGCAAUCCGAAAGAGCUAUGCAGAGGCAGGUCUUGCACGGAACCCCGACAAAGCUUUUGAGGGGGAGGAGCAGGCUUCUUUUUGGAGGGCGAGGAUCGAUGGCAAUUCUGGUGACGUCCGUGCGCUGCCGACUCGCACUCUGCCAUUGAUCUCCUUGACUCUUGACUUGGUUCGCAUUGGCAUGGCCACGCGCGGGCUUCUUGAAGUGGUGGCGGGUUGCUAUGUUGCCGUCUUCUCUUUUCGUCGAAGGCUUUUGUCCUGCAUGGAGCUGACCUACACCGAGGGCCAAGGACUUCCUCGCCAGCAAGCCUUUACAAUGACGCCUGCGCUGAAAGACGAGCUGCUCCUUUGUGCCCUGCUGGCGCCCAUUGCUGCCGCCAACUUGCGGACAAAGCCGUCGCCUUGGUUGUCAGCUACUGAUGCGUCACUUGACUGGCAAGCUGAAGUUCGCAGCUGGAUCGGGGAAGCAUUCGGGCAAGAACUGGCCCGCCACAGCCUGAUCAAGCCGGUCUGGAACAAGCUGCUUCGGCCUACUGAGGCAGCGCAGCGUGCUGCGGGUCUCCUUGACCCCGAGGAGGAGCUCCCUGACAGCUCUUACACCUGUCAUCCUCUUUGGAUUGAGCUUGCGACUGUCCUGAAGUACGAGCCGGUCUGGAGAAAGCCUUGCCAGCGUGGGAAACACAUAAAUGUUUCCGAACUGCAGUCCGCUUUGCGAGCAGAAGCCCGUCACGUACGAUCAUGCCCUUGCACUCGUGCCAACCUUGCCUUGGAUAGCCAGGUUGCCCUUGGUGCACUCCUUACGGGCAGGUCCAGCAGCCGAUCCCUGAACAAGGAGUUGCGGAAGAGCUUGCCGGCCCACCUGGGAUACGGCUCGUUGAUGAACGUGUUCUACUACCCAAGCGACCUCAAUGCAGCCGAUGACCCUACUCGAGAUCGGCCUGUUCGAGCUACUGCCUCGUCUGCUUUGCCGGCAUGGCUUAGCAAGGCCUUCAGCGGCGACUUUGAGGAGUCUGACAAGUGGCUGGAGAAGAACAAGUCUUUGCCUGAGGAUGCUGUCGGGCUGCCGCCCGUCUCCGACUUAGUUGGCGUCGAGUACACGCCUCUGCCUCGGGCAAAGCAAAGGUCCUCGUGGAUGCGAGCUGUUCGCGAAGGCCGAGAACCGCCGAAGGUUGGCCCCGUGUGUAGGCAGGCUGCCGAGCUGAAUGCCGAGCUUCCACAGGACGUCGUCGACCUCCUUUCUGAGUUCCCAGACUACCAGUUUGUGACGACUGGUGGCCUGCCUCCUGACCGAACUCGGAAAGGUUUUGUUGACCUUUAUAGUGGGUCUUUUGGUGUGGCUCGGGCUACCGCUCGGUUAACUGGGGUUUGGGUGUUAACGUUCGAACUCCGGCGGUCUGCUGAUGAAAACCUUUUGUGCCCAGCUUUGCAGCGCCGCAUCUUGCACCUCAUUGGGGCAUUCUAUGCGGUUGGCGGAGGCCCAGUGUGCUCUUCGAUGAGCCGUGCCAUCAGACCGCCAGUGAGGUCCUCUGAGGAGCCAGAGGGCGUCACAGGCUGCCGGCCGACAAUGGUGGAGAAAGUUGAGCAAGGAAAUGGGCAUGCGAAGUUCAUGGCUGCCUGCGUCCGUGAGGCCAUCACGGUUGGCUGCGACCACUGGACGGAGAAUCCUCACACAUCGUUUCUCUGGAAGCAACCUGCUUGGGAGUCCAUCCUUGAGGAGGGCGCCGCUUCUGCUGGACAGGACCACGGCCCUUUUGUCACAGACUACUGCCGGUUCGGGGCGCUUGGGAUGAUGAUGACCAAAGCUGCGGAACCAUAUCCUCGGCCCUUGAACCACUUGUUGGCUCGAGCUUUGGCGGAAACGCUGAAGCCAAAGCGUGACAGGCAUGCCGUUGAUGCGGACUUAGAGGAGGUUGCCUUAGUUGGCGAACGCACUCGCGAGCUGCAGGGCAAGUUGGUGGCUGGCUUCUAUGACUGGUUGAGCGCCGGCCUUAGUCCCCCUGCGCUAGCCAAUGUAGAGGCCUCAGCCAUGGUUUUCUGCACGCUGCUGAGAAGUUAUGGGAACCAUUUGUUUUCGUCUGGUCAACCGCUGUACAAAUGGCGACACCUCUGCGCGUAUUAUCAGAAGAACAGACUGCUGCUGCGACCCUACCUUCCGCUUUGUUGGGACUUGACGACCCGCUGGGAACGCCUACAACCAACUGCACACCGAGAACCGGUGCCUUUGGCCGUUGCAAAGGCCAUGCUGUCGCUGGCUCUUAGCUGGAACUGGGUUCGCUUUGUGGUCGUGGCUGGACUCUCCUUUUUCGGGGCGGCUCGAAUUGGAGAGCCUCUGCGUGCUCGGCGCUCUCAGGUACUGCUGCCUAGCGACGUCCUGGACUACGACUUCGAGGCCUGCUACGUUAGAGUUGAGAACCCCAAAAGCAAGCACAGGGGUACAGGUAAGGUGCAGCACUUCGCAGUUCGUGACUCUGCUUUUGUCAAGUUUCUGGAGAAGGCGCUUCGGAAGGACGGGCCAGACACUGCGCUGUUUCCUUUGAGCCCAGCAACCUUCCGGCGGCGCUGGGAUGCGUUGCUGCAGGCAUUAGGCAUACCUCGCUCCCUGCGGCUGACACCUGGUGGACUUCGGGGCGGAGGUUGUGUCGACUUGUGCAACACUGGCGUGUCCAUCCCCAACCUGAUGUGGCAGAUGCGCAUCAAGCAGCAGACGACCUUGGAAAGCUACUUGCAGGAGGUCGCGGCCUUGAGCGUGCUGCCGGCUUUGACUCCUCAAGCUCGCAACAAAGUUGAAGCCGCUUCAGCUCUUUACCCUUUUCAGCUGCAAAAUUUCCGUGCAUAG